Amphiprion ocellaris (clown anemonefish) is the source of this 2170-nucleotide messenger RNA. It is a transcript of the gene elf3, whose product is annotated as E74-like factor 3 (ets domain transcription factor, epithelial-specific). Gene Ontology annotation, molecular function: DNA-binding transcription factor activity, RNA polymerase II-specific; sequence-specific DNA binding. The coding region runs from base 169 to 1326 and encodes 385 amino acids. The record is from RefSeq and is a predicted model, not a curated record. Gene Ontology annotation, biological process: cell differentiation; regulation of transcription by RNA polymerase II. The transcript is spliced from 9 exons. Gene Ontology annotation, cellular component: nucleus. NCBI's taxonomy places the organism in Eukaryota, Metazoa, Chordata, Actinopteri, Pomacentridae.
CUUCAUAGGUGGAUAAAUACAGCAGGUGUAUCUUUUCCUCAGAGACAGAGAUUACAUAGAGAAUAGUCAGAGGAGAGCACUGUGAAAAUUAAACAGCUUCACCGUGGAUUGUUCUGGAGCAUCAUACUUUCUCAUCAUAUUGUGACGUGUGCUGUAAUCAGCGUCUAAAUGUCAUCACCGUGCCUCAGCAGUAUCCUGACUCAUGCCAACCUUACCAUGUAUCAGACUGGCUUGCCUGAUGUCCUGCCACAACAGCUUAAUGUGCUGCCCAGCAUCAACACCCUCCAGUUCAACAACGCAGCAUCCAACUCUGUCAUAAGUGGUCAGUGGUACAGGCAGAUCAACCCUCACUGUUGGACAGCAGAUCAUGUUCUAGAGUGGAUCAGUGACCAUGUAGAGAGCACCAAGUUUGAUGCUAGCAUCUUGAGUCUGGACUACUGUGUCAUGGAUGGCCUGACCCUCUGCCAGAUGAGCCAGGACCAGAUGACUGAGGUCUUUGGCCUGCAGCUUGGCCCACACCUCCACCUGAGUCUGCAGGAAUACAAGACCAAAUAUGAGCUGCAAAACUUGUCAGGACCAGAGCUAAACGAGACCUGUCAGCUCCUUGACAACUUCCUGGACAACCUAAGCUUCCCUUUACUCAGCACCAUUCGUAUUGGCCAAGCAGAAGAAGUGAUCAACAAGAGAGAGUUUGACUGCCAGAAUGAUUAUGAUCUGACCAGUCUGACCAUGGAACCCAUGACACCUCUGGGAGACACUGAGUACCUGUCUGAUAAUCAGUCUGACAGCGAGUACAGCUCCUCCUCAAACAGUGGCAUGUUUGGCUUUGCAAGCAUUGGUUCUCCAGAAUCUGGAAGCAGUGAAUCAGAACCUGAGUUCUCCUACCCUCUGAUCUCAAAAGCGCACAUCAAAACAGAAAAAGACGAAUCUCGAUUGAAGCGACCACGGGGGCGUCCUCCUAAAGUCAGCCGAGAGCACGGCAGCAGUAUGUGUGACAACCCAAAGAAAAAUAAACAUGCACCUCGUGGCACUCACCUGUGGGAGUUUAUCAGGGACAUUCUGAUCCACCCAGAGAGGAACCAGGGCUUGAUGAAGUGGGAGGACCGCCGCGAGGGUAUUUUUAAGUUCCUCAAGUCGGAGGCUGUGGCUCAGAUGUGGGGACAGAAGAAGAAAAACAGCAGCAUGACAUAUGAAAAACUGAGCCGUGCCAUGAGGUAUUACUAUAAAAGGGAGAUCCUGGAGCGUGUCGACGGCAGGAGGCUUGUAUACAAAUUCGGGAAGAACUCCAGUGGCUGGAAGACUGAGGAACUUGGCAUGGGCAUAUGAGGCAUCACUCAUCAACUGAGCAGGGAAGCAGAAAGCCUGUCAGAGUGGUUGAGCAGGAACUACAAAUACCCAUAUGCACUGUCCAAAAAAAAGAAACCCUUACUGUCUGAAACGUUUAAGACAUGUACUUCCUCUAAGAAGGGAGAUGUUGCAGAAAAUGUAAGCCAGUGUUUUUGGCUCUAGUAGGUUUUAUGAACCAAUAUUAAUAUUUUACAUGUGUUUUUGAUUGUCGCUACAGAAUCUAUGUGCGCAAUACUUUAGUGUACAUCAUUUUAGAUGAUCGUUAGCUUCUGCAAGCACUCGUAGCAACAGCAACCUAUUUACAGUUGUACAAAUAUCACUCCCAAUCUUUACUAAAGCAGGACUCAUCCUCAUCUGUUACUGUGGCUUUGUUUUGUAUUGUUGGAAACAAGACUAAGGUAGGGCAUGUGUAAAACUAACUGUGGGUCUGAAUCUAGGACCAAGUGUGGAGUACACAGUGUAAAGAGAUAGAACAUAGAAAUGUAGGAGAUGUGAACUUACAUUAACACAAUAAUGAUGUGCAGUACAUGUCUAUUAGUAUUACUUAUUAUAAAGUGUGUUUACGUCAUGUAGUUGAUGAGCAACUUAGUGAAAUGAUGUGAUAUCUGUUUUCCUGUAAAAAAGUUUUUAAUGAAUCAGUCAGAAAUCAGUUGUAUGCUGCCAGCAUGAUUGUUUGAAUGUGAUUAAUCUACUUUUUUAUCCAUCAAUCUUUGUCCUAAAUAUAUGGUAUGUGGAGAGAAUCUCACUCUUUUAAUAAGAGACAUAUUGUUUCUACAGCUUUUUAAAAUAGAAAUAAAUCUUGCACUUCCUGUUUUGCCACUGA